Molecule: messenger RNA, 1326 nt
Organism: Penicillium mononematosum
Lineage: Eukaryota; Fungi; Ascomycota; Eurotiomycetes; Eurotiales; Aspergillaceae
Product: OSBP family protein
Exons: 9
Coding region: 1-1326 (441 amino acids)
Cellular component (GO): cytosol; cortical endoplasmic reticulum; membrane
Molecular function (GO): sterol binding
Source: RefSeq, a predicted model, not a curated record
AUGCCGGUCCCGCAUCUCCGCCGUGCUUCCCAGGCCAGCAGAUCGUCAAUGGAAGAUUCCCCGCCAAGUGGGGAGGAUGAGCUUGUUGAGCCAGACCAGGGAAAUGUACUUUCGCAUAUCAUUUCUCAGCUGCGGCCCGGUGCCGACCUGAGUCGGGUCGUCUUGCCGACAUUCAUCCUCGAGCCCCGGUCUAUGCUGGAGCGGAUCACCAACUUCAUGGCCCAUCCUGAAACUCUUCUUCCUAUGUCAGAGAUUGAGGACCCGGUCGAGCGCUUUGUCUCCGUGGUCAAAUUUUACCUGAGUGGAUGGCACAUCAAACCACCAGGAGUGAAGAAGCCGCUUAACCCCAUUCUUGGAGAGACCUUCACCUGCUACUGGGACUAUCCCGACGGAACCCGCGCCUACUACAUCUCCGAACAGACCUCCCACCAUCCGCCGAAGUCGAGCUAUUUCUUUGCAGCGCCGGAGCAUAAAAUUCGCAUUGAUGGAACACUCAAGCCCCGCAGCAAGUUUUUGGGCAACUCCGCAGCCAGUAUUAUGGAAGGUAUCGCCAUUUUGCGGCUGAUGAACCACGGGGAUAAAGAAAAGGGUGAAAGAUAUAUUCUGACCCAACCCAAUAUGUAUGCGCGCGGCAUUCUUUUCGGAAAGAUGAAGUAUGAGCUUGGCGAUCACAGCUACGUCCGUUGUCCCGAGAACCACCUCGUGGCCGAUAUCGAGUUCAAGACCAAGGGAUAUUUCUCCGGUACUUAUAACGCAAUUGGGGGAACUAUCAAAAAUGAACAGACUGGGGAGGUGUUAUAUGAACUCUCCGGAUUGUGGAAUGGGGAAAUGGACUUGAAGGAUGUUCAUACCCACAAAAAAGACGUCUUGUUUGAUGCGACACACGCAAAGCAUUCACCUCCUUUGGUCCGACCCAUGGAGGAGCAAGGAGAGCGGGAAUCGCAGCGGUUAUGGCACAAUACGGUUCAAGCGCUUUUGGCCCGGAACCAUGAAGCUGCAACGGACGAAAAGACCAAGAUCGAAGACCGCCAACGAGACGAGGCCGCGAAGCGCGCCGAUGAAGGAGUCGAAUGGCAUCCUCGGCUUUUCCGUCCCGUCCAAGGCGGACCAGGUGGGCCAGAUGAGGGCGAAGAAGACCUCGACUGGAUCAUCAACGCUCAAGUCGACAUGCACGAUCCCCAAGCCGCCACCAAGCAGAUCCUAUCAAUCGUCCCCAUCCUCCAAGACUCCGAGACAAAAUCAGAUGCCACCCAGAGCACCGUGGAACGGAAAGAUACUCAAACAUCAGAAGCGGAGAAGUUUGUAGACGCCCAGGAAACCUCAUAA